This is a messenger RNA of Rattus norvegicus (Norway rat), 3466 nucleotides long. The record is from RefSeq and is a predicted model, not a curated record. NCBI's taxonomy places the organism in Eukaryota, Metazoa, Chordata, Mammalia, Rodentia, Muridae.
AUGUUACAUAAAUCAGUUUAUUUAUGAACAUUGAUAGCAAGGUACUUUUAUGAAGAAACUACUAAAAAAAGAAAUGAGUGGGGUCAGCAGAUUAAAGCAGCUUUCAGAAGUUAUUUCUGUUUUAACUCAGUAGGAGUACUUCCUUCCCACUAGCCCAUAACCUUUAGGUAUAAUUAACUCUUUAGUGCCUCAUUUGGUUCUCUAUUAGCCACUGAAUUACCUUAAUCCUCUUUCAUAAAAAGAAGGCCUAUGAAUAGAGACAAACUGCCUAGCCCCCAAAGACUGUUGGAAUUGUCCAACAGUGCAGGUUAAAAGAAAAAAAAUCAAAAGAUGGGGAAGGCUGGUUCCCUAAAUUGGCUACAAUUUGAAGAGAAAGAUAGUAUGUUGCAAAAAUUCUGGUUCCUGCGGCUCUCUUAACAGGAUACCAAGCUUAACUGCUGAAAAUCACCCUAGCUAUUUGGGCAACUGUGUACAGGGGUAAAGAUAUGGUACCUGGGAGAGGCUAAAAUUACCAAGGACUAGGACAUGUCAUUUGGAUCCAGCAGGAAGAGAUGGUUAUAAGAUAGCAAAUGACCAGAAACAAAUUAAUUAUUCAUAAGAGCAGGCCUGGCAAGUGAGACCCAGGUUCACAUUAACCUAAUCAAAUAUGGCGCUGGAUGCCAAAACUGAUUGCCCGCCGGAAGUCCGGAGGAAAUUACCCCCAUCCAAGAUGGCGGCGGCUACGGAGAUGAGUCGCCAGGCGGGAGCGCCUGGAGCGUCUUUGCCCUCAUCCAAGAUGGCGGCCCCGUGGGCGCUGCCCUAGCUCCGCCCCGUGCCGCGGCCCCGCCUCCCCCUCGUCCCUCCCUCCGCCCCCUCGCAGUACCCAGUGGGUCUGAGGUGCACGCGUGAGGAGAGCGGGCUGCAGGCGCUUGACAUGGCGGCAGCGGCGGCGACUGCAACGACCAAGGGGAAUGGGGGCGGCAGUGGACGAGCCGGGGCUGGCGACAGCAGCGGCUCCCGGAAGAAGAAGGGCCCCGGGCCUGUGGCCACGGCGUACCUGGUCAUCUACAAUGUGGUGAUGACGGCGGGGUGGCUGGUGAUAGCGGUUGGGCUGGUGAGAGCAUACCUGGCUAAGGGGAGCUACCAUAGUCUUUAUUAUUCAAUAGAAAAGCCUUUGAAGUUCUUCCAGACAGGAGCCUUACUGGAGAUUUUACAUUGUGCUAUAGGGAUUGUGCCAUCUUCUGUUGUCCUGACUUCUUUCCAGGUGAUGUCAAGAGUUUUCCUAAUAUGGGCAGUGACCCAUAGUGUCAAAGAGAACACCCAUGUUCAGACUGCCAUUAUAAGUGGUGAUAUAUCAUAAAAGAAGUAAGGCAUAUUACCAAGUUGUCUGCCUUUUCCAGAGAGGACUCUUUUCAAGUCUGGUAAAACCCUGGUAAGACGGACUUGAUAUGUGUGUGCAUGUGUGUGUGCAUGUGAGUGCGUGUGUGUGAGUGUGCAUGUGAGUGUGUAUGUGUGCAUAUAUGUGUGUGUGUGUGUGUGUGUGUGCACGCAUGUGCAGGCUUCUUUGCAUAACGUGGGGAACUAAUCGCUAAUAUUCUAGGCUUUAUCCAUGGUGGGGCUUUAACUUUGUUCUUUUCAGAUAGCUGCCAUAAAUGUUUGUUUUAAGCCUGACACUUUCUCUGCUUCUCCCUUUUACCUUUUGCUCUGGCUCUACCAAAAUAGCCUGAGUUUGAAAGUUUUGUCUCUUGAGUUCAGGACUUCAAAGGACAAUGCACUUUGUAGCUCUGGAGAGCCCAGAGCUUUUCAGAUGCUCCACUGCAUUACCUCACCUCUGGAGGAAGGCUCAGCUGGUGACUUAGGGACUGGGGAGUGCAGGCCCCCUCAUAAAAGCAGCCAGCAUAUGCCUCAGCUAGUCAUUGCCUGCCAGAUCCAGUCUGAGAAAGAAAAGGCAAAAAUCCAGACAUUAAAUUUCACAUUAAAAUGUGAAAUCUACCAAUUAAAAAAAUAAAAAAACUAGUUCAAAUAUUUUUAACACACUGUAUGAGUUCAAACAGAGCAUCCAUGGAGAGAGGCCACUGGGUGCUGUUCUUAUUUCUGCUCUAAGAGCUUUUGUUUGUUUGUCCUUUCUUUUGAAACUUUGCACAGAAUAAAUACUCACAUAUAUGAUGCCAGUUUUUUGUACUCUAGUGUCCAGAUGUUGUAUGUCUGACAGUGAAAAAGCCCCUUGACAAGUACAGCUGGCAGACUGUGGUGUAAGUGUCCCCAAGCUCUUUCUUUAGGGUCAUAGCAACUUGAUGCUAGGAACAUUGUUCUCUGAGCUGUUGUUACUGUACUUAGAGAAACGUGAGCUCAUAGGAUACUUAUAUUGGAUUAGAUAUAUGGGACUGCAUAUGACCCAUUCUAAUAGAAUCUUGCACACGGGUUAUAUUGAGGGUCACAGCCGUAUGAAAGCUCUCAGUAGGAGACUCAACUAAGACUGAGGAAAAAUGUUAGCAAAGGCCAGCAGCCAGUGAAAGCCAUACAACCACUGUAUGAUCCCAAAGGCAAAAGUCUCCAUACUAGGAGUCCAAGAUUCAGAGAGGGUAAGUAACUUGCCUCCAAGAAGUACAUCUAAGAAGUCUGAAGGUCUUUUUCCUUUCAGAGUUGCAGUUGGAACCAGACACAGUGACAUUGUGCUGAGGCUAGCCUUCUUGGGUAUUUUCAUGCAUUCUAGAAAAUGGACUGGGUACAUAGAAAGCCAUAAAGCUAGACAAAUGGAACACUGUAGAUUCAGAGCUGCAUGCCUGGCUAUGCCGUGAUGCAGAAUUGAUUGUGAGUUGCUUGUCGAAUGCAUGCCCAUUAUGUUUUCCUUAGUGCAUGUUCUGCAGAAAAGUUGAUUUUGUACCCAAGAGUGACUUGGUAGAACAAGAUCAUCAUCCACAUCAAAAGUAACCCACUGGACUGAUGAUACGGCUUAGUGAGUAAGGCUACCUACCCACCACCCAGGCCCUACAUGGUAUCAAGAGAACUGAUACUCGGAAGGUCUCCUCUCACCUACACACACACACACACACACACACACACACAUACACACAAUCUUUUCCUUCAUUGUGUUUGUUUGUGUUUGUUUGCUUUUUAAGUAGUCCUAGGCUGGAGAGAUGGCUAGAUGGUCAAGAGCCCUUCCAGAGGACUCAAGUCCAAUGCCCAGCACCCACACGGCAGCUCACAACUGUCUGUCACUCCAGUCUCGGGGGAUCUGAAGUUCUCUUCGGCCCUCUAUAGAUAGUAUAUACACAUGGGACACAGUCGUGCAUGCAAGCACCCACACAUAUAAAAUAGCAAAUGUUGGCUGGGUAGGGUGGUUCAUACUUGUAACCCUAACCAACACUUUGGAGGCUGAGACAGGAGGAUUCUAAGUUUGAGACUAACUUGGGCUGUAUAAUGAGACUGUGUCUCAAAGUGUUGCCAAAAAAAAAAAAAAGAAGAAGAAGAAGAAGAAGAAGAAGAA